Messenger RNA from Diuraphis noxia (Russian wheat aphid), 1445 nucleotides. RefSeq lists its product as uncharacterized. The record is from RefSeq and is a predicted model, not a curated record. NCBI's taxonomy places the organism in Eukaryota, Metazoa, Arthropoda, Insecta, Hemiptera, Aphididae.
CAAGCACAAAAACCACAUUUUUACAAUUUUUCUGUUUCGAGUUUAGGCCCUUUGACGCCCAGUAAUAGUUUUCCAAAAUCGUAUUUCACUGACGGGGUGGAGGAGACAUCCGACGCCGAUCAACUUCUGUGGAGUAUGAGGACACCGUGCCAGAAGGAUAUCGAAGCGACCAGAGAGAUGCUAGGUUUAGUGGCCUCUAAAAAAUACCAGGAUAUGUUCAACGACCAAUGCACGGUCAAGAUUCGGGUGUGGAAGCGGAUAUGUGAGGAACUUAUGUCUAAAGGUUACAGAAUCGCGGAUUCGGUGAAUGAAGGUGGCAUUAAGUGCCACCAGAAAUGGCGCAACCUAGAGAAGUCGUACCGGAACUACUUAAUUAGUUCGACAGAUCCGAAUAGUUCGGCGCCUAAAAAACCACCGCCGUACUUCGAGGCGCUGCACGACAUUCUCAAGCGGAAGAAGAAGUACGCGAACGCAGCCACGUACACGCAAACGGUGGUGGUCGGCGACGACAUGGCCGACGCGGACGCAUCUAGCGUCAGUGGCAUGCAGAAUCAUCAUAUGAACGACUCGGAUGUGGCACUGGACGACAUGGAYGACAUGGACGGCACGAAUGACGACCACUGUUACGUGGUCAACAGUUCUGGUCACGUGUCGAAGCGGUUCAAAGUGGACCCGCUGACGAUGUGCUCGACCACCAGUGGUGGUGGCAACGGCGGCGGAGGUGUCGGUUCGUCAUCGUCGUCCCGCCGGCAUCAUCACAUCCAGCAACCAGACGUGCUGGAACAGAUACUGGAACAGAUGGUCCGCGUGCACCGGGACACGCUGUCCAUGCACGACCGGCACUUUACCAGGAUGGAGAAGCUGAUGAAGGAAAACGCGACACAGACCAAGCGACUGGCCGACGUCAUGAGUCAGUUGUUGCACAAUAGCCGUAUGGACGAUUGUGGCAGUGGCAAAAGCAACGACAAGUCRACCGGUAUGACGUCGUCAGACGUUGAAUGAUAAGAGUCUCAUGUGACUCUUAGUAUAUAUAAAGUGUAUAAUAUUAUUAUAAUAUAUUCGCGAACGACGGACGUGGUGCCGAUGAGGAACACACCUCUAAGCGUCAAGUUCAUAUUUUUUUUAUUUUUUGUGUACUACAGAAUAAUGUACGCAUUUCGACAAUUUUCAUUUAACCCACWUCCCUAACCAUAAAUUUAGGCUCUCAAUUUAUUUCGAGUUGAUAUCAAAUGAUUUAAAUAAUAUGUAAUAUCAAAUAUACAUACGCAUUUAUAUUUAAGACUUAAUAAAGUAGCGUGCCUUUUCCAUGUAUAUUUGUAAAGUAGUGACGUUCAGUGGUUCAUCUUGUUCGGUAUUUUAUUCUCCUCUUGUGUAUAAUUCAUAUUAAUUAUAAGUUAUUUGAAACCAUUGUACUAUUAUGAUAAUAAAACCAUUAUUAUAAUAUA